Molecule: messenger RNA, 1698 nt
Organism: Eleginops maclovinus (Patagonian blennie)
Lineage: Eukaryota; Metazoa; Chordata; Actinopteri; Perciformes; Eleginopidae
Gene: alg12
Product: ALG12 alpha-1,6-mannosyltransferase
Biological process (GO): protein N-linked glycosylation
Cellular component (GO): endoplasmic reticulum membrane
Molecular function (GO): alpha-1,6-mannosyltransferase activity
Source: RefSeq, a predicted model, not a curated record
CUGUAUUGACCGGAAGUGAUGAAAACCGUUCAGCUGUCAUGGCUGAAAAGAGGAAUGUUUUAGGGCUACCUCUGCUGUUUUUAUUAUUAACUGUGACUCUUUUGCAUUUAUUUAUUUGUCCGUUCACUAAGGUUGAGGAGAGCUUUAAUUUACAAGCGGCGCACGACAUUCUGUAUCACAGACUUAACUUUGAGAAGUAUGACCAUCAUGAGUUCCCAGGCGUGGUUCCACGGACGUUCCUCGGCCCCCUGUUUCUCUCCGUGCUCUGCUCCCCUGCUGUGUUCCUAUCCUCUCUGCUUGAUUCACCCAAAUUUUACACACAGCUGAUGGUCCGAGCGUCCCUGGGAGUGUGUGUAGUCGGUGCACUAUGGCACAUGCAGAAGGAGGUGAGGAAGCAGUUUGGCUCCACAGUUGCAGGGCUCUUCUGUCUGAUGUGUGCUUCUCAGUUUCACCUCAUGUUCUACAGCACCAGGACUCUGCCUAAUGUAUUUGCACUGCCAAUAGUUCUGGUAGCGUUCACAUGUUGGAUGGCUCAGAAAUACGGCCGGUUCAUCAGCCUCUCAGCUUUAGUCAUCAUCGUGUUCCGGUCAGAGCUCUGCAUCUUCCUGGGUCUCAUGUUACUGAUAUCACUGUUGAGCAGGAAGCUGGGUCUGCUGCAGCUGCUGUACUACGCAGUUCCUGCUGGGAUCCUGUCACUGGCUCUGACUGUGGCUAUUGACUCUUUCUUUUGGAGGAAGAUGUUGUGGCCUGAAGGUCAGGUUUUGUGGUACAACACUAUUCUCAACAAAAGUUCCGACUGGGGAACUUCUCCCUUUCUGUGGUACUUUUACUCUGCCGUGCCCCGUGCCCUGGGCUGCACGCUGCUCUUCGUCCCCCUCGGCCUCCUCGACAGGCGGAUGAGGUUACUGCUGCUUCCCACUGUCGGCUUCAUCCUCAUCUACUCGCUGCUGCCCCACAAGGAGCUGCGCUUCAUCAUAUAUACUUUCCCCGUGCUCAGCCUGGUGGCUGCCCGAGGCUGCUCCUUCAUCUUGUGCAACUACCAGAAGUCCUGGAUGUAUAAACUGGGCUCUGCAGUUGUGGUCGGCCAGCUGUUGAGCAACGCAGCCUACUCUGGCUUAAGCCUUUACGUUUCCCACCACAACUACCCAGGGGGCCGAGCGCUGCAGGAACUACACAGGUUGUUGCCAGGCACCGCAGAUGUCUUUGUUCACAUCGACGCCUAUGCUGCUGAAACUGGAGUCUCUCGCUUCUUAGAGCAGAACAGAAACUGGAGAUAUGACAAACGUGAGGACCUGAGCCUCACACAUCCUGACAUCAAAAUGUACACACACCUUCUGAUGGAGGCUAAUGUCACCAAAAUACAGCAACUCCAGAACACACACCAGCCUCUGACCUUCAUUGAAGGUUACAGCAACAUUGCCUUCAACUUGUUUCACUUCCCACUUGUCAGCGUGCGGUUAGAGAGAAGAACUGUGCUCAUGGAGAGAACGCCUGCAAUCGGAUGACUAAAACAGUGACUUGGUAUCUAAACACCAAAGACAUAGAAGUAAACGUGACCAAAAAAGUGUUCUCAAAGGUUAUAUGUAGACAAAUGUUGCACUACACUGUCUUACAUAUGCUUUAAUGUCUAAAUAGUCUUGCUGUUGUGUAAUUCAUUUAAUUUCUCAUAAAGAGAGAAAAUUAUUCAAGAAAAUUUAA